Molecule: messenger RNA, 639 nt
Organism: Enterobius vermicularis (human pinworm)
Lineage: Eukaryota; Metazoa; Nematoda; Chromadorea; Rhabditida; Oxyuridae
Source: the annotation of a GenBank genome assembly
AUGUUCGACGUGAAGGUAGAUUCUGGUCUUCUUGCAUUCAACACUCAUCUUGCAGACAAUGCGUUUGCGACAGGAUUUUCGUUAGCAGGCGAAGAUGCAUGCUUAUUUUCUGGCAUUGGAGGCAAAGUAGAUGAAAAAAAGUACCCCAAUGUUGCUCGUUGGUACAGAAAUAUUGCCAGUUACACUGAUGAGGAAAGGAAGCAAUGGCCUGUUGCUUGUCCAUCCGGAACACAUGCAAAGGAACCAGAAAACGACGAAGACAUCGAUUUAUUUGGAUCUGAUGACGAAGAGGACGAAGAAAAAGCAAAGAUUGUACAGGAAAGGCUUAAGGAAUAUGCGGAAAGGAAAGCUAAGAAAGGGCCGAAAGAGGCAGCAAAGUCUAACGUGAUAUUUGAUGUCAAACCAUGGGACGACACAAUCGACCUGGGUGAGAUGGAGAAACAUGUGCGUGCAAUACAAUGUGAUGGUUUGGUGUGGGGAGGUGCUAAAACCCUUCCUGUCGCGUAUGGUGUAAACAAGCUUCAGAUUUGUUGCGUGAUCGAGGAUGAAAAGGUAUCAACUGAUUGGUUGGAGGAACAGAUGACAGAUAUAAGCGACCUAGUGCAAUCAGUCGAUGUGGUCGCGUUUAACAAAGUCUAG